GAGCAGUGGAUGACCCGCCAUGGACGGAACUACACAGAUAAUCUCGAGAAGGCGAAGCGGUACGGGAUCUUUCUAGAGACCUUGCGCUUCAUCGAAGACUUCAACCACGAAGCGACUAAACGAAGCUACAAAGUGGGUCUGAACCAAUUUUCGGAUUGGACCAUGGGCGAGGUCAUCGCGAGGUACACCGGGUUACGGCCUAGGUCGAAGAGCUCGAAUUCAUCAGCGCCGAAUACUUUCAAGUACCAAAAUGUGACCCAAGUCCCGAAUAGCGUAAACUGGGUUGAUCGGGGAGUUGUUGGCAGCAUAAAAUUCCAGGGUACAUGUGGAUCUUGCUGGUCAUUCUCAGCAGCUGCUGCUGUGGAAUCGAUCACCGCAAUAACAACCGGUGUACUACCCGACUUGUCCGAACAACAGCUGAUUAACUGUGCCACAAACGGAGGAAACCAUGGAUGCGAAGGCGGUUAUAUGGAUGAUGCCUUUGAAUACAUUGUCCAAAACCAAGGCAUUAGCUCCGAAGAAACUUACCCAUACGUAGGCAUCAACGGCACUUGCGACGCAAAAGCAGCCUCCGUCGCCGCCACAUGGAUAUCGGGGUAUGAAGACGUCCCCGUGAGCGAAGACGAGAUAUUAAAGGCUGUGGCGAUGCAACCAGUCUCCAUUUCCGUCGACAUGAGCAGCGACGGGUUCCGGAAUUACGUUGGGGGCGUCUUCGAGGGCCCUUGCGGGGCGAACUUGAACCACGCGGUUGUGAUAGUCGGAUACGGGACGACCGUGGACGGUGUUGACUAUUGGCUGAUCAAGAACUCAUGGGGUGUGAUGUGGGGCGAGGAAGGAUACAUGAGAAUUCUGCGAAACUCGGGCAUCCAAGGUGGUCUCUGUGGACUCGCUAUGGAAGCUUCUUAUCCAGUUGCAUGAGUAGCGCCGUUCAAUGGUGUUUUUCAGUUUGGUUUUGAAGAUUAAAGCAGUAUUGUUUCACCGGCAGGGCUGUG
Molecule: messenger RNA, 992 nt
Organism: Rhodamnia argentea
Lineage: Eukaryota; Viridiplantae; Streptophyta; Magnoliopsida; Myrtales; Myrtaceae
Product: ervatamin-B-like
Exons: 2
Coding region: 10-918 (302 amino acids)
Cellular component (GO): lysosome
Molecular function (GO): cysteine-type endopeptidase activity
Source: RefSeq, a predicted model, not a curated record